GCUUUGAAACAUUUAAUUCAUUUGAGAGGAUAAGAGUGGCAGUAUAGCUAACGUAUGCUGACAGGGUCAUUUUAUGCACUUUUAUGCACGAUUAAGUCGUGACUGUCCAGUGAACUUCAUAUUCUACGGUUUCGUAUUGUCUUCCCGCACAUAUUCUUACUCUGUCUACAGAAAUGGCAGCAUCAAAGCCUCUCAUCAUCCCUUGGUUGAUCAAACAGAUUGACAGUAGACAAUACCCUGGGGUGAACUGGGUCAAUCAGGAGCGCACGGAAUUCUGUAUCCCGUGGAAACAUUUGGGAAAGGAGGACUCUGCUGAUGAUGAUGUUCAAAUUUUCAAGGCAUGGGCAGAGAUAAGUGGUGUGACCAAUACUAAAGCCUCGCUGUGGAAACGCAACUUCCGCAGCGCUCUCUCUGCCAAAGGCUGUCAUUGGAUCACAGACAACAGUAAAGAUGCUGCUUUCCCCCACAAAGUGUUCCGGCUGCCCCAGGGAGAGCAAUGCAGGAGAUACCAGGAACCUGUUGUAAACCCAACUCCAGGUCCGCCACUGGCAAGUCCAAUGCCAACUGUUGAGAAUCUUGCAGAAGACACACCUAUCCAAGGCAUAGUAUAUGCCGUGCCUGAAUAUUUCUACUCACCGGAUGGACUAUCCCCUGCAGUGGAUAAAGAUGUGCUUGAGCAGUCUUUGAUGGGAUUGAAUAUUUAUGAACCUCAACAAGUAAUAAUGCAGCCUGCAGAAGUGGUGUCAGCUGUCGUGAUUCCAGAACAGGAACAUUCUAGCACCGAAGCAAUGGACACAGACCACGGCAUGCAGAGAAUGGAGCAGCUUACGUACACAAUGAGUACAUCCGUGGUGAACGGCACUCUAAGUACUCAGUUCAAGGUGUCAGCAUACUACAGAGGAGUGAAGGUUUUGGAACAGCUGGUGGAGAAUAAUUCAGGGUUCAAGGUAUUGUUCAGGCCUGAGAAUACGGAGUCUUCGACUGCAUUUGCUAGGUCUGACCCUGGGCUCACACCAAUUUACCUACCUGGAACAGACCAGGUCACAAUUGUUGACAAGAAACAGGCCAGGCACACCAAGCGAGUUCUGGAAAACUUGGGUGAUGGAUUAGAGGUAUUGGUUGGUGGGUCAUCAGUGUACGGACUGCGAAGAGGUGGCAGCAAAAUCUACUGGAGUCUUUGUAAGUUUCCGAACAGCAACAUUCCUCAAGAGGUCAGCAAACAAGAACGACAGAUGCUGUACUCUGUGAAGGAUUUCAUCCAAGGGCUGAUUAAUUUCAUAAGCAGUGGGGGUGAAUCCCCCUCUUUUUCCCUCUUCUUUUCCAUUGGGUGGGAAUGGCCAGACCCGGAACACAAACCCUGGGAGAAGCAACUCAUCAUGCUGGAGGUCAUCUUAACUUCUUUGGAGUUGCUGAAGUUGUUAGCAGUGGAAGGUGGCGCCUCCUCUCUCCAGUCCGUGCAGCUGCAGAUCUCUGAUAAAUCCAGCCUAAUGGAUGUACUGGAACAGUGGAUGGACACGUUAGAUAGUUGAUAUGUUGCUGCUCUAUGAAACUAUGGCUAUUCUUUUCCCCUUGCAGUUUAAGGUCAGACCACUUCUUUUUCAGAUCAGCCACAGUUAUGUCUUGCUGCCCCACCUCGUUCACUGCAGCGGCGACACACUCCCAAGCUACCUGUUUGGCUUUGUUUGUCAACCCACUAUUUAGUCCACUGAAUAAUACGUGUUGCCUGUCUUCAAUCUCCUCGACCAUCGCCAUGAUCUCGUCUUCCAAAAAGUUCGCUUUUCUCUUUUGGUCCAUGGUUAUUCCUGACUAAACCCUCAUUUGUGUUAGCAUUAUGUAAGGGGAAAUCGCUGGUUGUAAGGCACGUUCAGGUGGCGUCAAUUUUGAGUUAAUUUCAGAUUUAUAGAUCACAGGUGGGUAAGUUACAAAUGGGCUUCUUAGAACCUGCGUAAGCAAGGUUUUUUACGCUCAGUAUCUUUUAUGAAUCGAACGUAAGCACACCGUCGGAAAUGAUCUUAAGACUAAGUUCAAGUAUAAAUCUAAGAACAUUUUUAUAAAUGAGGCCCAUGGUCAUGUGACAACAAACUCUAUUUUAUGAUAUCAACAGAAUUUUUGAGAACAUUCAAUGCUCCUCUGCCUUGGUCACUACUUUACUAUGUUUGUACAUGAACCCCUUUUAUUGACAUUAUUUGAUCUAUAAAAUAUAGAUUAUCGCCCGAAAAAGUGGUGUCAUUGCACCGAGCAGGGGUUUCUUAAUUAGGCAUGAUUAUGGGGCAUUGACUGAUCAAUUUUUUACAAGAGAAAAAGUGUGUUUUUAUGUUCACCUCAGUGUCUGCUAUACAUUCAUAUUUGUUUGAUCCGGUACAAAAUCACAAUAAUGUGUCUUAAGGAAAAUUGAU
This is a messenger RNA of Anguilla rostrata (American eel), 2396 nucleotides long. Its product is annotated as interferon regulatory factor 3-like. The record is from RefSeq and is a predicted model, not a curated record. The transcript has 12 exons. The coding region runs from base 174 to 1529 and encodes 451 amino acids. Lineage: Eukaryota; Metazoa; Chordata; Actinopteri; Anguilliformes; Anguillidae. Gene Ontology annotation, molecular function: protein binding; DNA-binding transcription factor activity, RNA polymerase II-specific; RNA polymerase II cis-regulatory region sequence-specific DNA binding. Gene Ontology annotation, cellular component: nucleus. Gene Ontology annotation, biological process: immune system process; regulation of transcription by RNA polymerase II.